UCUGUUGCUGCCGAUACAACUUCUGCCACCACCUCAGCGACCUCUACUCUCCUCUAUUCUACAGUUCCCCAUCUUAUGCCUGAAUCCUGUCAAGAACAGACCCAGACUUCUCUUCCACUUGGAUUGGCUCAUAUGUCCGACACACGCCUGACUGAUUUCGCUGCCACGAGCUCAUUUGACAAAGAAUCUGCACCUGCUCCGCCAGCUCAUAUAUCCAAUCUAAACACAAAUGCCUCGGUAACCAAGCUUUCGCCUUCAACUCUCGUCCGUCGUCGCGGAUUCCGACGUCGUCGACCAAAUUUGGGGGCUCCUGUGAUUGAAGUUAACCUCAAUGCCAGCACUAAACCCGACGGUUCGACGCAUAGAUUUGCAGGAGACUCUGUUCCUUCGAGGAAUUCAGAAGCCGAAACGGAGCCACAGUUGGUUCAACCCAUAUCGAUCCCAGAAUCUUCAUUUACUGAUGAUAGCUCUAAUCUAUUGUUGGCACAGGCUAUUACCACUAUCGAUUCCUGUGAAUCCUAUGAGGACAAGAGUAUCUCAAUAUCUGCCACACUCUCAAAUCUGCCCCAAAACGUCAACUCUAGCACACAACUUUCCAAGAUGAUGAAUAGCUCUUUUGAGGUCCAAAAAAUUAACAAUGCAAGUGACCACUUUUCUUCCUCACUAAUGCGUCUUUUGCAUCUAUACAUCAAAUCACAUAUUCAUCGAUGUCUCCACACUCACCAGUCUCAUCAAGAUCACCGCAAAAGUACUGAUACUGAGGUUCCGAUAAUAGACGAACUGGGAUUGCAAGAAAACGCACCGAUCGAGGCUGAGUGGAAGAAUACCCUCUUGUUUAAGAAGUCAAAAGGCACCAGAAACGAUACUGCUGCCAGUGGGCCAUUGUAUCUUAAUUGUGAUCUAGCACGAUUUUUUGUUUUUUUGUUACUCACACGGACUGUCUAUUGA
Molecule: messenger RNA, 948 nt
Organism: Protopolystoma xenopodis
Lineage: Eukaryota; Metazoa; Platyhelminthes; Monogenea; Polystomatidea; Polystomatidae
Source: the annotation of a GenBank genome assembly